AUGUCACCAUAUCAUCAUCACCACCACAACUACACAACUGCUAUCGCCGUCGGCGUCUCUCUAGGCGGUGCCUUCUUUCUUGCAUUCCUCGCCCUUGGUCUUUUCUGCUUGGCUAAAAAGAAGAAGAAACCAGUAACAAUUCCAGUAGCAGCAGCCGCAGCCGCUUGUGUUGAGGAACACGAACACAUCCAGGAGACGAUUACGACAAACCCGUGUGGAGAACAAACUGUGACUGUCACAAUAGACGACGACGUUCAAGUUCAUGAAAUUGCGAGUGCAAGUACACUUGCUCCUCCUUGUGAACCAGGAGAAACUGGGCCUUCCACUCAUUCUCAAGGCCAUCAACACAAGUUACACAGCACUUGA
This is a messenger RNA of Quercus robur (English oak), 366 nucleotides long. Its product is annotated as protein TRACHEARY ELEMENT DIFFERENTIATION-RELATED 7-like. The record is from RefSeq and is a predicted model, not a curated record. The coding region runs from base 1 to 366 and encodes 121 amino acids. NCBI's taxonomy places the organism in Eukaryota, Viridiplantae, Streptophyta, Magnoliopsida, Fagales, Fagaceae. Gene Ontology annotation, biological process: plant-type secondary cell wall biogenesis. The transcript has a single exon.